Anolis carolinensis (green anole) is the source of this 4654-nucleotide messenger RNA. RefSeq names its product protein phosphatase 1 regulatory inhibitor subunit 14D (gene ppp1r14d). Gene Ontology annotation, biological process: regulation of phosphorylation. Gene Ontology annotation, molecular function: protein serine/threonine phosphatase inhibitor activity. Gene Ontology annotation, cellular component: cytoplasm. The transcript has 4 exons. The record is from RefSeq and is a predicted model, not a curated record. The coding region runs from base 407 to 853 and encodes 148 amino acids. NCBI's taxonomy places the organism in Eukaryota, Metazoa, Chordata, Lepidosauria, Squamata, Anolidae.
CUUGAAAUAACAACAGAAUGUACAGGCCAGAAAUGCACCAGUGGUGUGUGACUGCUUAUUUAGGGGGAAGUGGAAUGCAAUCCUGCCCCCUCGCUCUCAAUUAUCCCCACUUAGCCCAUUCUUCUCAGGAAGUGAAUUGCAUGAAACAUUAAUGGACUUUGUCCGCCAGGCCUAUGAAGCAGCUUGGCCGCUUUUAACAACAGCCUCCUCUCCCUCCCACAGUGAAACCGAAGCUGCUUUUUUCCUGUAACAGUUGAAUGACUGCUUCUCUUUCUAUUUUUCUCUCUCUUCCUCAUUCAUCUGAAGACUUCCUCUGAAAUAAGCAUAGGCAGUUUAUUCUUCUAUCUGAAAAAAGAAAAGGAUGACCACUUUUUGGAAGAAAUAGGAAAGGUGCAAGGGAAGCGACAUGUUGGAAGAGAGAACUUUGUUGCCAGAGAGCACAGAGGAAGUCGGAAGUUUAGUGAGCAAAGCUCAGGGGUCAGGUAACCAUCCUCGGGUCACCUUUAACGCACCAGAGAAAUCAGAAGAAGAACCACCCCACAGAAAGUUAGCCAAGCUAACAGUCAAGUAUAACCGAAAAGAUCUGCAGAGGUGGCUAGACCUGGAGGAGUGGAUUGACACUCAACUGCAGAAGCUGUAUCCAUAUCAGGAGGAAGAGGAAGAAACAGAUGCAACAGCAGCCCCCGAGCCAGAGAUUGACAUUGAAGACCUUCUUGACAUCUCUAACGAGGAGCAGGAAUCAAAAUUACAGGGAAUACUUCAGGAGUGUUCCAAGCCUACAGAGGACUUUGUCACAGAAUUGCUCAGCCGGCUGAGAGGUCUCAGGAAGGUGACCAAUCCUCAAAAGAAAUGACUCAACAGGGCAAACAAAUCCUACAAAAUGCUUUAUCUUGCUGAAGAGAACUCUCAAUGAAAAUGGGAAUCCAGCAAUGUUGCUCGAUAUUUCAAAGCAUCCACCACCAUCCUUCCCUUUUGGAUUUCCACCUACUGGCAAUGGUCUAUGUGUGGGAUAGAGGUUGUAGCUUAAGGGUACAUCAGAUGCCUGUCCUGUCCAAAUCCCCCAUCCAGUUCCACCCAGACAUUCCUAGCUGGUAAUCAUGGCACAGGGUGUGGAGUUCUGGAAAGCUAUUGCAGAGCAGGUAAGCAGAAUACGGUGUGAAACACACCAAUAGACUAAUUGUGGGAUUUCAAACAACAUACUGAAGACCACACCUUAUCCACCAGGCCUGAUCACUGUGGCCCUUUAAUAAUUUGGCCUACAACUCCUAUCAGUCCUAGGCGGCAUAGCAUAGUAACAGACUAUGGGAAUUAUAGUCCAAUAAAAUAAGAAAAUAUUGGUUAUUCCUGAAUAGGGACAGAGAAAUGGCUGUUGGGAAUGGGGCUCGGAAUCUCCAUGCCUUAUUCUUCUGUCAGACGUUUCUGUGAUGUUUUCUGACGAUACAACCUCCCAGCCUCAACUGCAGAACUUUAUUGAAGGGGAAUUUCCAGACAACUAUGACUUGUAUAUAUAAACUUUCUAUGUUGUACCACAAUUUAUUUCACUUCACUUCUUUCCACAGGAAAUUCUAGUAAGACAGAAUAAGUUCUUAUUGUGUUUUGAUUAAUAGUGCUAGGAGCUGGCUGUGUAAACUAAUAAGCGGACAACUAUGCCCAGUUUUCAUCCCAAUGCAACACUCGGGCCAGCAUUUCUGUGCUUUUCUGUUAUUAUUGCAUCCAUUUUCAGAGAGUUGAGGGAGGAGAUUUAAAGAAGAGCAAACCACCACAUUUGCAUAUAGUUGUUCAGUUUUAGGUGCAUUUUAAAGAGAAAAUUCACCUGAUUUUUUUGUUUUCAGGAGCCCCCAGUGGCGCAGUGGGUUAAACCGCUGAGCUUGCUGCCCGAAAGGUUGCCAGAUUUAAAUAUGGGAGCGGCAUGAGCUCCCACUAUUAGCCCCAGCGUCUGCCAACCUAGCAGUUCGAAAACAUGCAAAUGUGAGUAGAUGGAUAGGUACCACUCUGGUGGGAAGGUAACAGUGCUCCAUGCAGUCAUGCCGGCCACAUGAUCUUAGAGAUGUCUACGGACAAUGCCAGCUCUUCAGCUUAGAAAUGGAGAUGAGCAUCAACCCCCAGAGUCAGACACAACUGGCGUUAAUGUCAGGGGAAAACCUUUACUUUUAUCUUUACUUGUUUGUUUUCAAAAUAUGCUUUGGUAUAUCUUGGGUAUCUUGAGAGUCAAAUCAAUCUGCUUUAAACAAUUCCCACUCCUGAUUUAUAUAGAAAGGCAUUGCCUGCAUGCUAAUACAUAAGCUGUGUCAUCUUUGUAUUUAAUUAGUUUUGUGUGUUUGUGUACAUGUAUGUUGUUCACUAUUAUUGACAUCUACAUCUAUCUGUAUAAACAUAAUCAUUGUUGAUAUGACAAUUCAGAAAUCUCCAAGGCUUUGUAUUUUCAUUAAUAGGAACAACAUCAUUUAUUUGCAGUUCUAUGCUUUGACUUUAUCUGCUGUUGUCUCAUUUUUCACAGUCCCUGCUUAUCUGGCACAUUGCUAAUGUCUGCCUGUGGACAGAGAUAACAGUAAAAGAAAAAUGUCUUAUACAGUAACCCACUUUUAUCCAUGGGAGAUAUGUUCCAACACAGAGAUGCCUGAAUCAUAGACUAAUAGAGUUGGAAGAGACCACAUGGGCCAUCUAGUCCAACCCCCUGCCAUGCAGGAAAAACUCAAUCAAAGCAUCCCUGACAGAUGGCUAAAACCACAGCUAGUACCAAACUCUAUGUUAUGACAUGUUAUUAAACAAGAAGAAUAUACAAGUUAGGAAAGGCUUUCGCAAUUUACUUUGCCCAAGCCUACUGGGAAAAACAAGAUUCUGCCCCUAUCCUAGGUAACCAAGUAUAAACUACAAUUGCAUUUUGAACUCAGUUCCUAAGAAUGGAAGUAAACUAGAGACAAAUUCAGAGGUGAGAUAAACUGAAAUAUAUUAAAAUCGGUUGAAAAAUUUUAUGAUGCAAUUGACCUGAUCCGUCCCUACCAAAUCGGAACAGUUGCAGGAUACAGUGAGGCAUUUGUCUCAUUUCCCCAAGUUUCCACAUCUUUUCAUUAUCAAUACUAUAACCCAGAUUCUGGUUGAGUAAUCUGUCAAAACACUUAAUUAGGAAGUAGCUUGUGUAUGUGUGUGUGUCUUUUUUUUGGACAAGGCACAGCAAAUUAACCUUUAGCCCUUCAUGUUCCACAGAAAGGUUUCCUCUUCGGGUGGCUGUCAAAUCACAGGAGAGCCCAUUGAUGUUGUUGAUGCUUAUUAGUGGAAAGGGGGAUGAAAGAAAACAAUUCAGACAAUGAAUCUGCUCUGGGCCCCUGGGAGAGGAAAAGAAGGGUGCAUGUCAUCUAUGAGCAUACUGUUAUUUCUUCCCCGCUGAACUGAGACCACUUGAUUCUUCAGACCUCCUAAACCAAUAAGUAAGCACAAUCAGGGUCACUUCCAGGGCUUGACAAGUGUAGGUGUGUUGGGUGUGUGUGCAUGUGUGUGCAUGCAGUGGUGGAAAGACACUGAACUGUAAGGCAGACCACUAUCUUCCAUGUGUUCAAGCUAGGAUAUUUGCCAUUUCCCCCCAGAAUCCUCUACUAAUCUUGGCCACUCAGAAAAAUGAACAUGAUAUAGGAUUCCCCUAUUUUGGGCAGAAGGGCUGGGGGAGAAGGAGGAAAGAAGAAGAUAACAAAGAAAAACCCAAUGUUGUUAUUCAUAAUCACUGUUAUCAUUCAUCAUUUGAUAACGGCAAUGACACCACAUCAUUCAAAACAUGAACCCAUAUGGAUUAGUAUUUCCAGAAGUUUAUGGAUCAAGUGCACAAAGCAUGGAAUAAACAAGUUAUUUUUCAGCAAAAAAAGAAAAAAAAGAAAAGGUAGCUCAGACAUGGGAGAACUUCAGCUAUAAUAGGUUUUUCCUCCUCUAUGGUGGCCAAGGGGAUAAAAGCCUCGUAACUUGAAGGUUGGGUUGCUGACCUGAAAGCUGCCAGGUUCAAAUCCCACCCGGGGAGAGUGCGGAUGAGCUCCCUCUAUCAGCUCCAGCUCCAUGCGGGGACAUGAGAGAAGCCUCCCACAAGGAUGAUAAAACAUCAAAAACAUCCGGGCGUCCCCUGGGCAACGUCCUUGCAGACGGCCAAUUCUCUCACUCCAGAAACAACUCCGGUUGCUCCUGACACGAAAAAAAAAAAUCUUAUGCAUUCUCAUGUGGCUCUAUAAACACAAGUACCAGAGCUUCGAAUUCAAAAGUAUUUUAAUAUAGAAAUGUGUAAAAGUUAAAAAACAAGGAAAAGGCUGAAAAAUUUGAGUUGCUUUAGAAAUGUGAGUCUUCCCUAGUUGUACAUGCUCCUUCAGGUAAUUAUAAGGUGGGGUUUCCUCUACAUUUCCUAUGAGAAGGAAUAGACAUUGAUGACUAAGAGGCUGAGUGUUCAGGAUACAUUUUUCCUGAACAGUGAGAAUUAAUUUGCCCGCCAGCACUUUGAAAUGUUAUUUUUUGAAUGACAACUUCCACACUCCCAAGCAAACAUGGCCAAUGGACGUGGGAAACAUGGAUUUUGGGAUGUCCCAAAAAUAUUUUUUUCAAAUUCAGCUUUACCUGAAAAUCAAUGUUCCAUUUUUGGCUCCAUCUCUUUGUCUAUAGCAAUAAAUGUGGUCAAAAUUGCUAA